Molecule: messenger RNA, 1443 nt
Organism: Xenopus laevis (African clawed frog)
Lineage: Eukaryota; Metazoa; Chordata; Amphibia; Anura; Pipidae
Gene: irx5al.L
Product: iroquois homeobox 5 like gene 1 L homeolog
Exons: 11
Coding region: 490-1266 (258 amino acids)
Source: RefSeq, a predicted model, not a curated record
AUUUCUGUGCUACUAUAAUAAAUAGAAGAUAAGUUUUUCAAGGUGAUAUCUUGACUGCUGUACUUACGGGUAGGGAUGGGCGAAUUUUUUCGACUUGUUUUGCCUCAAAAAUGACGCCCAUAGACUUGUAUGGCGUUGUGCGUAAAAAAAAAAACCUAAAAAAAGACGCACGCCAAAACAAUUUAGCCGCGCGACAAUUUUUUUUUGACAUUUCGAUGGCGGCAAAUUUUUGGCGGAACAAAACGGGUCAAAUUCGCCCAUCCCUACUUACGGGUCAUUCACAUUGAAUUUGACAAUAGGGAAUUAUUAACAAGAUUGCUCCUUUCCUUUAAAUUUGUAAAUAAAAUAAAAACUUAUAUAAUUGAAUUUAACGCUAUUACCUUCACUGCACCCCACAUCAUUUAACCAUUUUUUUUUAAUUAAAAAUAUAAGUCAAAGGAAUAAUUUUUGGUAACAAGUCCAUAGACUAGGCAAACACUGGAUAUUAGUAUGACGAUGUAUUUUUCUCAUAAAAGACAUUUUACAAAUCAUGUUUUUUUUAUUACAGAACCUAAUGAUCUACAGCGGAAAGAAUUACAACAGAAGAAGGAUUUGCUAAGUCAAAAUAUUGAGGAAUUGAAACUUACCUUUAAUGGCAGACCCACAAAUUUUAAAAGUAAAGAAAAUGAUUUGCCCCCUGAAGCACAAGAGAAAGCUUCCAAGGUCCAGGAAAUACAAGAAAAGAUGAAAAAGCUGAUUCAUACAGUAAAGGGCAAACACAGGAAAGAAAUACCAGUACCGGACACCAGGGAUGCCUCAGCUACACCUGUAACAGAGUCACCUGGAUUACUACAAAAGGGCAAAGACCGUUUGCGACAAAUUGCUGAGAAAGGAGAUGCUGCGAAGAAGAAAGUAUCAGAUAUGAUAGAUGAUCUCAAGAACACCAAAGAUUCUGCAAAGAAGAAAUUAACAGAUAUUCUGAGUGAUCUCAAGAACAGCAAGGAUUCCAAGGUCCAGGAAAUAAAAGAUACGAUGGAGGAGUUGCUUGAUGCCAUGAAAGAGAAAUACAGGAAAGGAAGUUUUCAACUGAAUACAGACCAACCAGUAGAAGAUAUGCUGAAAGAAGCAUUUGAAAAUCUGGAAAAACUAAGAAAAAUAAUCACAACAAUCAUUUGCGUACUUAGCCUGAUUUGUGUUGGAAUUCUCGUGUGUGUUGCUGUAUACAGAACUUGUCACCGAAGAACUGAAAAGGAUAAAGUAAGCCAAAUGGAGCAAGGCACUUCAUAAGUUCAACUGGUCCUACUUCGGUGAAUCUAGAAUACAGAUCAGGAGAGAGUUAUUUCAAGGAAUGGAGCUGCCUGAUAUCUUCAAGACAAAUCUUCCAAGGCAUAUUUAGAAACACACAAGCUAUAGAGCAGUGGUCCCCAACCAGUAGCUCGUGAGCAACAUGUUGCUCUCCAGCCC